Molecule: messenger RNA, 1395 nt
Organism: Penaeus vannamei (Pacific white shrimp)
Lineage: Eukaryota; Metazoa; Arthropoda; Malacostraca; Decapoda; Penaeidae
Source: RefSeq, a predicted model, not a curated record
AUGGAAGCAUUGCGGAAACAUGGAGUUUGUUUUUGUUGUCUACAAAUAGGUCACACAAGUAAAAAUUGGCCCAAUAAGAGAUUUUGUGAAUUGAAAGGUGAUGGAAAGGAAAUGUGUAAUAGACUGCAGCACCCUGUUCUUCAUGAUUUGUUCAGUCGUAAUAAUGCGGUGCUAUUAAUGAACAAUAUGAUUUCCAGAGAAGGCAUUUUGCUUGUGAUGAGCUUUGUGAAAAACAUGAAUAUGGAUAUACCUACACUCUGGGACUCUGGUUCAAAUAUCUCAAUGAUAACUCAUAGGAUGGCCAGGCGAUUGGGAUUAAAGGGAAAUUAUAUCAACUUGAGUGUUACUAAAAUAGGAAAUGAGUCCAGAAAUUUGAGCAGUAAAAUAUACAAAGUUCCACUGGUGGAUGCAGAAGGUAAUCUAUGGGAAAUUGAAGCCUGUGGCAUUAUGGAGAUUACAUCUGAAGUACCAAAAUUUGAUUUAUCAAAAGUGCUGGAUAUUCUAGAUGCCUCAGAGUUGAAAAUACGUAGGCCUUGGGGUAAGAUUGAGUUACUGAUUGGGACUGAUUAUGCAGGGAUAAUGCCAAUUGUACUUAAGACUGUAGGGAAUUUUCAGCUAAUGAAGAAUGCAUUUGGCUAUUGUAUUAGAGAAUCAUUUUUAAGUGAACUAAUGUUUAAGUUGAAUGGUGUUAUAAUUAGGGUAAACCAUUCAAAUUGUUCUUAUAAGGUUGAAGAAAUUGAUAUAAUGCCGCUAAAGGGUAUUGGAAAACAAAUUGAUUUUUUGUCGGUAGAAGGACUUUGUGUUCAGUGUUCACCAAAGUGUGGUGAAUGUAAAUGUGGAAAAUGUCCAUUAAUAGGUGAAUAUACAUUGAAAGAGGAGAGGGAAUUAUUAUUGAUCAAGGAGGGUUUAAAAUACAAUGUAAAAGAAAAGUGUUUUCACGUGACCUAUCCAUUUGUCAAAGACCCUAACAACCUACCCAAUAACUAUUAUGCAGCCAAGGCUAGACUUCAGUCACUCGAAAAUAGAUUGAAACGUAAUGGAGCAGACUACACUCAGAAAUAUUGUGAUCAAGUUAAUGAUGAUAUGAUAAGCCGUGGAGUUGCUCGUAAACUAUCUCAAGGGAAACUAGAGACAUAUAAAGGUCCUGUAUUUUAUCUUCCUCAUCAUGAAGUUAUGAAACCUGAGUCAGAGUCGACACCAUUGAGGAUAGUAUUCAAUAGCAGUGCCAGUUAUAUGGGAAUCUCUCUAAAUGAUUGUCUUGCAAAAGGUCCAGACAUCCUGACAAAUAUGAUGGGAAUGUUACUGAGGUUCCGUCAGUAUCCAGUUGCAGUUGUAGGAGACAAAGAAAAUGUACAAUUCUGUUCACACAUCAGUAAUGGAUCAACAUACUCAUAG